UCAUCAAUAAAUCAAAUAAUCUUUUAAUUAAUUUUUGUGGCUAAUUAAUCUAAUGCCCUCAAAUUCAUUUACUCCGUAGUAUUUAUUUGUAGAUAAAAAACCUUUAAACUUCUCUGUCAUCGAUCGGAUGAUCUUUCAUCUGCAAAGCUUAAAUUCCCAAAGCCCUAGCCCCUACUCUACAUCACAUAACACCUACACUUCUUCCUUUGACAAUUUUACCCUUUCCUUCUGUCAUUCCCAAUACGCCCUCCCAUGCAAAUCCAUGGGCAUUUUAGUCUUUUCAACCCUCCCUCUCCCAUCAGCCGCUAACCUCCAUGUUUUCAGAGUAGCAUAUAUACAUGCAUGCACAUCAUAACAUUUCAACAACCAAAAACAACAUUUCUUAACAAAGAAAAAAAAAAAUGGAGGAAAAUUCUAGAGAGAGAAAUAAUCAUGAUGUUGAUUUUGAUGAUGACGUGGAAGAUCAAGAGGUGGAGGAGAGAUCACCAACAUCAUCAGCAAUAGGAGGGUCAAGAUGGAAUCCAACAAAGGAGCAAAUAGAGAUGUUAGAGAGGAUGUACAGUAAUGAGGGUGUAAGAACUCCAAGUGCGGAGCAGAUACAGCAGAUUACUGCUCGUCUUAGAGUGUACGGUCAUAUUGAAGGAAAGAAUGUUUUCUAUUGGUUUCAAAAUCAUAAGGCUAGACAACGCCAGAAACAAAGACAUGAUCGUUUACUUGCUGCUGCUGCUAAUUCUGCUGCUAAUCAUAAUUUUAAUCAGAUUUCUCCUCGUUUUAUUGGUGCACCACCGCUUCAUUACCACACUAAUCAUGGUGUUAAUAAUGGUCUUAAUCUUAAUACCAGGCCUAUUUUUCCUGCUUCUCAUCCUACUUAUCAUCAUCAUUUUCUUCCUAAUCCUAACGUUAUGUGCAGCCCAUAUUACCAUGUGCCACAAGCCAACCUUGGGUUUUAUAAUCCUCCACAGCAUCACUACAGUGCACCCGCAACACCUGAUAAUGAUCAUCAAGGCAUGAAGAAGGUAUCAUCAAAACCUAGCAUCAGCAACGCAACGAAUCACACUACGACACGUGUUAGUAACAAGGGUGUAGGGGUGCCACCAGGUUCAACACUAAGUGGAUAUUGUGCUGCGAUGAUGAAUGAUAAUAACUCAAAAUCAGUUGAACAUCAUCAUCAAUAUGAUUAUCAAGGGAAUUGCAAGGGAAUGAGAACACUGAAUCUUUUCCCAGUGCAUCCAACUGGAAUAUUGGAGCACAAAUUAAGUAUGCCUUAG
This is a messenger RNA of Chenopodium quinoa (quinoa), 1268 nucleotides long. Its product is annotated as protein WUSCHEL-like. The coding region runs from base 402 to 1268 and encodes 288 amino acids. The record is from RefSeq and is a predicted model, not a curated record. Gene Ontology annotation, biological process: plant organ development. The transcript is spliced from 3 exons. NCBI's taxonomy places the organism in Eukaryota, Viridiplantae, Streptophyta, Magnoliopsida, Caryophyllales, Amaranthaceae. Gene Ontology annotation, molecular function: DNA binding; DNA-binding transcription factor activity.